Molecule: messenger RNA, 6115 nt
Organism: Entelurus aequoreus (snake pipefish)
Lineage: Eukaryota; Metazoa; Chordata; Actinopteri; Syngnathiformes; Syngnathidae
Product: sodium- and chloride-dependent creatine transporter 1-like
Exons: 14
Coding region: 365-2356 (663 amino acids)
Biological process (GO): sodium ion transmembrane transport
Cellular component (GO): membrane
Source: RefSeq, a predicted model, not a curated record
AACAAUCCCCACGUCAUUAUUUGAAUGACGCGCCCUUUAUAUCGUCGCAUCAUGGUGGCGCCACAAGGACACACGUCCGUCCUGUCAUACAAGUGAAGGACUGUGUGUGCAGCGGCCAGCAGCCUCCUCCAACCUCCGCCUGGACUGGGACAAGCUCCACCAAAAGCAAGCCACCAGCUGCGGAAGUGCCUCUUCUAGCAGCCAUCCAUGACAUUCUUCAGGCUCACAUUCAAGUGCUUCGUCGACGGCUUCUGACGGACACAACCCACUCGGCCGCGUCUCUUGGUUGAGCUAACGUGAGGCUGCAUCGUCCAAAAACUGCGUGACAUUCAUUUGAGUGUUUCUCAAGAAAGUUGGGGGGCAAAUGCCGAAAAGAGCAGCGACACACAUCUUACCUGUUGUGACUCAGUGCGUGUCCAAAGGUAUGGGGGAGAAUACUCAAGGUGAACUCGGCCACACACAGAUGGAAGCAGGGGACUUGUCUGAAACAGAGGGUGAGGAAUCAGCUCACCCUCUGCGGCCUGUGCCUAGUGCGGGUCCAGGGCAUGGUGUGGGUGGAAGAGUGAGCCAAGAUGGAAGUAAUAAGGCUGUUGCAGUACCAGUGGUGGAGAGAGUAACUUGGACCAGACAAAUGGACUUCAUCAUGUCGUGCAUAGGAUUUGCUGUAGGCCUGGGCAAUGUGUGGCGCUUCCCUUACCUUUGCUACAAGAACGGAGGAGGCGUGUUUCUUAUCCCCUACCUGCUGAUAGUUUUCUUUGGGGGCAUCCCAGUAUUUUUCUUGGAAAUCGCUCUGGGACAGUUCAUGAAGCAGGGAGGGGUCUCUGCCUGGAACAUUGUACCUCUUUUCAAAGGUCUUGGCCUGGCAUCAAUGGUGAUUGUGUUUUUCUGCAACACCUACUACAUCAUGAUUCUUGUGUGGGGGCUCUACUUUCUCUGCCAUUCUUUCACUAAUCCACUGCCAUGGGCCACCUGUGGACACCCCUGGAACACUCCCAAAUGCACAGAGGACUUCCAUCACACCUGCCAAAGCAGUUCUCAAGACAUGAAUCACAGCUGUAUAGAGACUGAUGGCAUGCGCUCCCCAGUCCUGGAGUUUUGGGAGCGCAAAGUUCUCCAUCUGUCUAGUGGGAUUCAUCAGCCCGGUAGCAUCAACUUUGAGGUUGUGCCAUGUCUGAUUGCCACUUGGAUCAUUGUUUAUUUCUGCAUAUGGAAAGGAGUUAAAUCCACAGGAAAGGUUGUAUACUUCACAGCUCUGUUCCCUUAUGUGGUUCUGGUUAUUCUGUUGGCCCAUGCCCUCACCUUACCUGGAGCUUCAAAUGGAAUUAUAUACUACCUGAAACCAAAUUGGUCCAAACUGGGAGAAGCACAGGUAUGGAUUGAUGCUGGUACACAGAUUUUCUUCUCCUAUGCCAUCGGACUCGGUGCCCUGACUGCGCUGGGCAGCUACAACCGCUUCCAUUACAACUGUUACCAAGAUGCAUUUGUGCUGGCUGCCAUUAAUAGUGGAACCAGCUUAUUUGCAGGCUUUGUCGUGUUUUCUGUGUUGGGCUUCAUGGCGGCAGAGCAAGGUGUGGACAUCAGUAAGGUAGCUGAGAGUGGUCCUGGCCUGGUCUUUAUAGCAUACCCCAAGGCUGUGACUUUGAUGCCCCUGGCACCAUUAUGGGCCACACUCUUCUUUUUUAUGUUACUUAUAUUGGGCCUGGGCAGUCAGUUUGUUGGGGUAGAGGGUUUGGUAACCGGAAUCAUGGACAUGCUUCCUCCAAAAUGUGCUCAGGGCUACUUGCGACGAGAGGCAGUAGCAGGCAUCUGCUGUAUCAUCUGUUUUAUUAUUGACUUGUCCAUGGUCACAGAGGGAGGGAUGUAUGUCUUCCAGUUGUUUGACUACUAUUCUGCCAGUGGUAUCACUCUGCUGUGGCAGGCUUUCUGGGAGUGUGUGGUGAUUGCUUGGGUUUAUGGCGCAGACCGUUUCAUGGAUGAUGUGGCUCGUAUGAUUGGUUAUCAGCCUUUGCCUUACAUGAAGUGGUGCUGGUCCUACAUCACGCCCCUUGUUUGUGUAGGAGUGUUCCUUUUCCAUGUGGUGAACUUCAAGCCCCUAUCCUACAACACUGUGUACACCUACCCAUUAUGGGGUGAAAUGCUUGGCUGGGCAUUGGCUCUUUCCUCUAUGCUUUGUAUCCCACUUACUGUUAUCUUCAAGUUGCUGCGCUGCAAAGGAUCACUGCGCGAGCGGUGGACAUACCUCAACACCCCACUUUGGGGCAGCCAUCACCUGGAGUAUCUUAUCCCAGAGAAUGAGGCCAAACUGCUGUCUACUGCAAGACCCAAGAAUACUCAUCUCUCCGAAAGUGUCAUCUGAUCUCAAAGCAGCCAUAAAGCACAAAACCCUUGUUGUCCUUUUGAUAUCAGCAAACACCCACACUAAUUCUACUAAUACUUAUAGGGGCUCUUAGCAACAUGGACACAGAUGCUUAGAGGGCGCUAACUUUCCAAUGUAUUUGACAUGUUAUGUCCGACCCUCUUAUGGCUUCUAGGACAAAUGUACGUAACAAAUGCACGCGCAUUAGCUUUGGGUAUUGACAGCUAAUAGCGAUUCGGAUAGGUAGCAUUGGCUAUUGAAUGUAUCAUAACAACUACACAACUACAAAUUGUUCGUUACUUCUCUUAGACAGCUUUUGUAUGUGUGCACGCUGCCUGCGCGCCCCAAUCGUUUCAUUCCGGCCGAAAAAAUAUAUAUUACCUAAAAUUAAUAAUUGUGAAAAAUAUAGACAAUUGUAAAACAAUCUGCUGUUAAACCACUAAUGGCAACAUGAUAGCCAAUGGUGUUUUUGUUAUAUUUUUAACUUUAAAAAAUAACUGAGCAAGUGCAGACAGCCCCUUUAAAUGGUAAACUCUUUGUCUGAUGAGAGCUAAAUCAGAGCACCCUGAGUUGUAAAAGGAAUAAAAAAAACGUGCAGGCAGAGAAAUACAAAAAUAUCUCUAAUGGACCUAACUUGUAUUCUAAUACUUAUCAUCGUGUGACUUCCAGUUUUAAAUUUAAAAUGCAGAAAAAUAACGUAUGUUCAACCGAACCGAACUACACAUUCACAGAAAAAUAAAUCCAAGUUCUUUCAAAGAACACUAGCUGAUUUACUAUAACUGAAGUAUUUUGUGGCCAUUGUUGGGGGACCUAUAAUGAUUUUUUUUUUUUAACUUAUAAAUGUUGUUACACAAUGUUGGAUACUGUGUUAAACAAUGCCCAAAUGACAAAUAAUAAGGUUCAUGCAUUUGGGUGGGCCCUUUGUGAUGUCACAGUCUGACGGAUGUGAUAAUGCAGCCACUUUAAUUAAUGCUCUCUGCCAGGCCCCGCCUCUCUGCUCUCUUCAGCCCAUUUCUGGAGCCUUCAGUGUUGUUCCUUUUCGUUUCAUGCUUCCCCGCUUGCUUUGAUGCCAAUAAAAUACAUCCAUGUUUUACCUCCCCCCGAUGCCAACGUUAGCUCAGCACUUGGCCAUCGCUGAACAUAAACAGUUCAUCCGGACAGCGUUCACAUCAUCGCUGGGGAUUUUAAUAAAGCAUGUCGGAAGAAGAGUACUAGCACAUCUAAUGUGCAACCAGCACGUUUAUGUGCAACUAGGGGAGAAAACACUCGAUCAUGUUUUCACAAACAGACAUGCCUACAGAGCAAGCCCCUCUCCCACCUCGGAGACUCAGACCACCUCUCUGCUCCUCCACUCAUGCUACACCCCCUUCAGGAGGCAAGCAAAUACAGCCUCUCAAAUCUUUAAAACCUGGCCUGAAAACACUCCUCCAGCUGCAGGACUGCUUUGCCUGCACAGAGUGAAGCAUUCUUGAAGAGCAGGAUCUGGACACAUUCACAGAGUUUGUCCUUUACAUCAAGAGCUGCGCAGAAAAUGUCACAGGGAAGACUCAUCCGGGUCUUCCCAAACAAGCCCUGGAUGACAAACGAAGUCCAGACUCUGAUCAGAGCCCCAUACUCAGUCUUUAGGACAGAGGACCAGGGUUCUCUAUAGCACUGCCAGAGCCGACCUAAGAAGACGCAUCAAAAAGGCCAAGGACUCUCACAAAAGGAAAAUGGAGGGAUACUUGAUGGACAAUCACCCGCAUCAGAUGUGGAACGGCAUCCAGACCUAACUAACCACAGAGGCCACCGCUCUCCCACACUCCCCGGCAGCGGCAGGCUGGCAGAGGAGCUGAACGGCCUCCUUGCUAGUUUGAGACCACCACCACACCUAGACCUCAGCAUUCAACACCAUCACCCCGGACAUUCUUUACAACAAACUCCUGCAGCUUCAGGUCGUCUUUGUGAAUUAGUGAAUUUUUACACAGUGAAACCCAUUAUCUAAGUUACAUUUAAACCAGUGUGGGUGGCACUGGGAGCAGGUGGGUAAUACUAAGUUUUUGGAAGCGGGAUUGAACCUGUAACCCUCAAGUUGCCGCUCUACCAACUGAGCCACGCCGGAUUAAAAACUAGUCAGUGAGACUCGGCCCCCACCACUACUCCACACGCCGCACUGGAUCUCCCCAAGCCUGCGCCUUGUACAGGAGCGACUACUCAGACCCACCCAACCAACCACAUUAAAUAUGCAGAAGACACCACCGUGGUUGGGCUCAUCCGUGGUGAGGACGAGACAGUGUACAAGGCUGAGCAAAAGACUAAAUAACUCAAUAUGGACUUCAGGAUAGACAGACAGGAUCUUACAUACCCCACUCAUAAAUGGAGAACAAGUGGAAACCGUCACCACCUUCAGGUUCUUGGGCACCCAAAUCUCUUCUGACUUCUCCUGGACCUUUAACUGGUGAAUAAGGCUCAACAGCAGCUGUGCUUCAUGCACGUCCCCCUGAACCACAACUUCGACACAGUUGCUGCUGGCCUUCUACCACUCUGGAGAGCGUCCAGACCUACAGUCUGGAAGUGUGGUACGCAGGCUCCAAAGUUGAGGACAGAAGGGUGGUGCGGAGGGUCAUAAACACUGCCCAAAAAUCAUCGGCUGCCCUCUGCUAACCCUGAAACACAUCUCAUCCCGCUGCCUCAGAGAACCAUGGCCAUCACAGAAGACCCCUCACACCAUGCUCGCUCCCUGUUUGUCCUGUUGCUCUCGAGAAGAUGUUACAGGUCUAUAAAAUCCUGCAGCAGCAGGCUGACGAACAGCUUCUUCCCCUGGAACUGCACACACCCACAGACGCACAUAUGCACACACCCCCGAAUACACUGGCACAACUCCACCCAUUACACCCCCCCACCCCCCACCCCCCUGAAACAAUAAACUACCUCGUUUAACUUGCGCUUUUUAUUGCACACUUAUGUAUAUCCAUUGCACCUUCGGUAUUUGAUAUAUUUUGCGUUACCUUUCAGUUUUUACACUCAUCGCGCUUUCAGUUUGUUCAUAGCAUUAUGUUUUAUAGUAUGUGUCUGUUUUUAGUGCCAUUUUCAUGUUUUUGUCUGGGCUGUGCACAGUGGCUCUGGAGGAGCACAUCACCUGAUGCACCCAAAAUUAUCCUAAGUGAUUGCAAUCAUUGGUUUUCUGAAAAAAGCCCAAAGUUCACCCGCAUGAAACACAUUAACAACCUCAGAUUUGUGGCUAUCAGCUCCCUAGUGAUGAAAUCAAUGGAAAUAAUUAAACACAGGGAUGCAACUAAGUUAAUGAUAGAUUCACUUCAGUUUGCCUGUCAUAACUAGAGGUGUCAAUGCCAAAACAUGUUUGCAGACUUUUCCUCAGCAUUCAACAUUCUCCAACCUCACGUGAGGUCCUGGCCAACCAACUCCUCCCACUUAGCCACUUGUGUCUCCUGGAUGUCCUCACCCACAGGUCACAAGAGUGUCAACAUCUUCUCCGACAUAUGACACACCUCAUCUGGCUCCCUACGGGUUGUGUGAUCUCCCCCCUUUCAUGUUCAUCCUCUGUACCAAUGACUGUAAAUCCACACAGCCCCAUACCCAUCUGAUGAAAUAUGCUGAUACUAUUUUACUCCUCACAGCCUCAUGGACCAGCCCUCCAGGAGUUUGUGGACUGGUGUGACAACUCAUGUCUGGAGAUGAAUUUCAUGGUUGUAACCUCCAACAAGCAAAAGGUGCUUGCUACUGCAGUGAUCACCAGAAUUCACAGUGAGCCAUGGAAGU